CUGGGCCUGUGAGUGUGGGGAAGAAGAGGCGGAGAGGUGUUGCCCAGGCAUCUUGGCCAGCUAGGAUGUUGAAGGAUCGAAGCUUUCUCUGAAAGGGAAAGCAAGAGGAGCAAGAGAGAGAGAGAGAGAGAGAGAGAGAGAGAGAGAGUGUGAGUGAGAGAGGUGGUGUGGUGCAGUGCAGUCAAAGCUGGCAUUUCUCUCUAUUUUUGCAUUAUUAUUCCCUUCUCCCAUCCCAUUUCUUCCCCAUUCAUUCAAACCAAGAAAAAGCUUAUAAAAUACGGGAGGCGAUGGGUGUAGGAGAGGUAGAACGACAGGGUCCGUAUAUAUAACCUCUCCUCUCUUCCUUCCUGCCUAGCGGUUCCUCCUCUCAUCUCCCCUCUUCUCUCUUCCUGUGGGCGUGUGUCCUGUGUCCCCCGGGGGAUCGGCCGAGGCGUCCGUUUGGGUUGGGUCGAUUGAUGCGUAGGAGGCAAUGGCGGUGUCCUCGCCAACUUCUGCUCCGGAGAAGAAGAGGAAAUGGCUGCUCAGCAACAGGAAGGUGAUCGACAAGUACCUGAGGGAGGCGAGGGCGAUUCUUGCGACGGCGCCGGAAGCCGGCGGCGGGGACGCCGUGGCGGCCCUCGGCCUAGUAGACGCGGCGCUGGAGCUGUCGCCGCGGAUGGAGUCCGCACUGGAGCUCCGGGGCCGCGCCCUCCUCUCGCUCCGGCGGUACAGGGAUGUGGCGGAAAUGCUGCGGGAUUACAUCCCCAGCUGCGCCAAGACAUGCUCCGGCGACGACACCUUGUCGUCGUCGACAUCGUCGUCCCUCUCGUCGUCCGGCUCCGGUGACCUCGGCACGAUAUCCCGGGCCAAACUCCUCUCGCCUGACCGCCACCGCUCCGACGCGGCGGCCGAACCAGGCGCCGCAGUCGCCCGCUCAUUCCGCUGCUUCGACAUCUCCGAGCUCAAGCGCCGCGUUCUCGCCAGCCUCUCCAAGAAUCCCAACACGGACACCCAAUGGAGGUACUUAGUUCUUGGCCAAGCUUGCUUCCACCUCGGGCUGAUCGAGGACGCCAUGGUGCUUCUCCAGACCGGACGCCGCCUCGCCUCCGCGGCGUUCCGCCGCGAGAGCGUGUGCCUGUCGGAGGACAGCUUCUCUUCCUCCUCCCCGGCGGCAGCCGUGGCGCCGAUUCCUUCAGGGAACACCACCAAAUCCGGGUCGGCGUUCAUCAUACCGGCCAUGGAGUCGGAGGCCGUGUCCCAGCUCCUCGCGCACGUCAAGCUCCUGCUCCGCCGGCGCACGGCUGCCAUGGCCGCGCUCGACGCUGGCCUCCCGGCGGAGGCCGUCCGCCAUUUCUCCAAGAUCCUAGAGGCGCGCCGUGGCGUGCUGCCGCACCCGUUCGCCGCCGCGUGCCUCGUUGGCCGCGCCGCCGCGUUCCAGGCCGGUGGCCGCCCCGCCGACGCCAUCGCGGACUGCAACCGUGCGCUCGCGCUCGACCCCGCCUACAUCCCGGCGCUCCGCGCCCGUGCCGACCUUCUUCAGUCCGUGGGUGCGCUUGCCGAUUGUCUCCGUGACCUUGACCAUCUCAAGCUACUCUAUGACGCCGCGCUCCGGGACGGGAAGCUUCCAGGCCCCAGGUGGCGACCACAGGGUGGCGUCCGGUACCGCGAGAUCGCCGGCGCGCACCGCAAGCUUACCGCGCGCAUCCAAGGGCUCCGCAGCCGUGUCGCCGCCGGCGAGGCGUGUAACAUCGAUUACUACGCGCUUCUGGGUGUUCGACGCGGAUGCACGCGCUCUGAGCUGGAACGCGCGCACUUGCUGUUGACUCUGAAGCUCAAGCCUGACCGCGCCGUGGUGUUCGGCGAACGGCUGGAGCUGGUGGACGAGCACCGUGACCUGGAGGCGGUGCGCGACCAGGCGCGCAUGUCAGCGCUGCUGUUGUACAGGAUGCUCCAGAAGGGUUAUUCUUUCAUCAUGUCCGCGGUAAUUGACGAGGAAGCUGCCGAGAGGCAGAGGGCGAGGGAGGCGGCUGCCGCCGCUGCUGCCGCAGCAGCAGCAGCAGCCGCGGCUGCAGCGGCGGCUUUGGCGGUCAAGCAAGAGGCCACAAAGCAAGAACUGGCCGCGCCACCAAUGCCGGAGAAACCGAGGCAGACGGAGAGCGCUCCCUGCGCGAAACGCUCCAUGGCAUCGAAGGCCAAACCGAAGGCAAAGCCCGCUGCGACCGUGCCAUCAAUGAUGUCCAGGAAGGCAGCGACCACGACGACCACGGCGAAGGCGGCGAUGUCCAAGGCAGCAGUGACCGCGCCCAAGGCAGCGGCAGCAACGGCAGUAGCAGCGACCGCCGUGGCGGCUGCGGCGACGGCAGCAUCGACGUCGACGGCGGCGCCGGUGUACCAAGGGGUGUUCUGCCGCGACAUGGCGGUGGUGGGGACCCUGCUGUCACGCGGCGGGUUCGUCGACCGCGCCAUGCCGGUGAAGUGCGAGGCGAUGAGUUGCUGACGGGUGCCAGCCAUGGCACGGCGAUCCAUCAGCAGGACGUCGCCGGCGCGAUCUGAUGCGGAGUGUACGGACCACGCGGGGAUGGAUGGAACAGAAGAUCCAGCACGGUGGCGGGAAACCGGAGAGAAGUUUGAAUUGUUCGAUACAUCUUCGCUAUUGUACAGUUUGGGGAGAGGGGUACUUGAAAAAAAAAAUUGAACCGGACCAUUCAGAAAACCAGCACCAAAAAAAAAAAAUUCAGAGUGGCAAGGCCAAAUUGUUGGCAGGGAGGUGUGGAUUGGAGGGUAAAUUUUUGGUUGCAUCUUCUUUAAUGUGAGUUGUUACAGUGCAGUUAGCCCUCUACUCCUACCUGUGUUGUUGAGCUACUGGUACCCCUAAUAUUAUCAUGUGUAUACAUCCUCUCCUUUUUUUUCCUUC
Messenger RNA from Oryza sativa Japonica Group (Japanese rice), 2893 nucleotides. RefSeq lists its product as uncharacterized. Gene Ontology annotation, molecular function: protein binding. The record is from RefSeq and is a predicted model, not a curated record. NCBI's taxonomy places the organism in Eukaryota, Viridiplantae, Streptophyta, Magnoliopsida, Poales, Poaceae.